Molecule: messenger RNA, 9740 nt
Organism: Gasterosteus aculeatus aculeatus (three-spined stickleback)
Lineage: Eukaryota; Metazoa; Chordata; Actinopteri; Perciformes; Gasterosteidae
Gene: adora1b
Product: adenosine A1 receptor b
Biological process (GO): G protein-coupled adenosine receptor signaling pathway
Cellular component (GO): synapse; plasma membrane; dendrite
Molecular function (GO): G protein-coupled adenosine receptor activity
Source: RefSeq, a predicted model, not a curated record
GGAGGAGGAGGAAGAGGAGGUGGCGGACCCGCCUGCGCAAGAGCUGGAACUGCGCGCGCUUUCCUCCAGAACACACGACGUAUUUUCCCGUUAAAACCCGCUUUGCUGAAUUACGAAGGCCGAUGAAGAUGAAGACGAAACGCCCUGUCGGCUGAAUCGGUGGGGAAGGCGGAGGAGGGGGUCGAGUGGAGGAUGCUGCUCUCACCAGGGGCAGGUGUCUUCUUCAUCCAAGUGGAUGCGCAAGUCACAGAGCGGCAGCGACGCACAACAGCCACCGGACCACAGCACCUGCCCCAGCGGGGAAACCCCUCGUGUUUCUCCCACUGCGCGCUUACCUGCGUCCUGCCUGCAAGACAACUGGGUGUAUUUGCUCAUUGUAUCUCAUAACCACGAGGAUGUAGGCACCGCGGAACCGAUGGACGCGCGCCUCAUUUGGAACAUUCUGUAGUGCCAAAAAAGACAAGACAGUCAAAGACUCCUCUGCCGGCUCCUCGCGAGGCGUCUUUUUUUCCCCUGAAAUCAACCCCGUGCUUUUCAAGGACACAAUCAUCUGCAAGGAUGCCCGGAGCACUUCCCCGAGCGCAGUCGGUCUACAUCGGGAUGGAGGUGGUGAUCGCGCUCGCGUCCGUCAUCGGGAACGUGAUGGUCGUUUGGGCGGUGAAAAUUAACAGAUCGUUGCGCGAUAACACGUUUUGUUUCAUCGUCUCUCUGGCGCUGGCGGAUAUUGCAGUGGGAGCGCUGGUCAUCCCUUUGGCCAUCACCAUCAGCAUCGGACUCCAAACUCACUUCUACAGCUGCCUGCUGGUCGCGUGCACGGUUCUGGUGCUGACGCAAAGUUCAAUCCUGGCCCUACUGGCUAUUGCAAUUGACCGCUAUCUCAGGGUCAAGAUCCCAACCAGGUACAAGCGGGUGGUGACCCGGCGGCGAGCAGGGCUGGCGGUGGUGGUAUGCUGGACGGUGGCCUUCGUCGUGGGGCUCACCCCAAUGCUGGGCUGGAACAACCUGAAGCGUCUCCAGCAGAACGGCUCCAUCAGCUCUGACCUUGUCAUCACCUGCCAGUUUGAAAAUGUCAUCAGCAUGGACUACAUGGUCUACUUCAACUUUUUCGGCUGGGUUCUGCCGCCGCUGCUUUUCAUGUUGGUCAUCUACGCGGAGAUCUUCUACGUGAUCCACAAGCAGCUCAACAAUAAGAAGUUCACCACCAGCCACGCAGACCCCAACAGGUACUACGACAAGGAGCUGAAUCUUGCCAAGUCGCUGGCCCUGGUUCUUUUUCUCUUUGCGAUCAGCUGGCUCCCCCUCCACAUCAUCAACUGCAUCACGCUCUUUUGCCCUGAGUACGAAAAGUCCAUGUACCUGAUCUACAUCGCCAUCCUGCUCACACACGGCAACUCUGCCGUCAACCCAAUCAUCUACGCCUUCCGUAUCAAGAAGUUCCGCACGGCCUUCAGGAAAAUCGGGCAGCAAUACUUCUGCUGCAAGUGCACGCCAGCUCUGGAGAAUCAGCCCAGCGACAGGAAAGAGAUGCCCGAUCCGGAGCGGCAGUCUGCGGCGCCCCCACAGGCCCCCGAGAAGGAAAAUCUAGAAUGUGAUCCACUAGAACGGCAGCCGUGUACACCCGGGCGGCAGCAGGACCGCAGAACCGAACCACCUCGACAUCCGAACGAACACCCGCCAUUACUCGAUCAAAACGCCGUCUAAGCCGAGGAACGGAGCUGAUGGAUUGCUGGGAGAGUAAUGAUCAGUGUUGUUUUUUCCCCCCAUUUGAAUGCAGUCUAAUGAGGAGCAUGAAGUGCUAGCACACCAGAGGGACGGCGGGGACUUGCAUCGUAAAUCGAAAAUACUGGAAGAUCAUUCAUCUUUACUCAGGAGGAAUGGAUUUUUAUAAACAAUUGGUCAGAGCAAAAAAAUGAAACGCAAAAGGGUUCUUUCUUGCAAUAAUAGAGGUAUUUUUCUCCUCUAUUUCCAUUAUAUUCAGUUGGUGUGAACUUCACAAAAUGUGCAAUAUAAGUUUUUGUGGUUGGUUGAUUAUCAAACGUUGUACCUUCCAAUAGAACGAAAGUGUGUACGUUCAGUGAGUUCAUUUUCAUUACUGUGUGUUUUUAAACAGCCCGUAGCUGAAGAACAUGAAUGUAACAACACAAAUAACCGACGAUAGCGGCACAAUUCUGAACGCUCGUCUCUUCCCUCGCCUUGAGCACCGCGGUGGCAGAGCAAGUGGCACUAUGGGAGAGCUCCUCGCGGCGCGGAGCUGUGCAGAUUGAAGGGUUUUGUAAUCCCUUAACCCUUCUCCGCUGGUGCUGAGUGACUCGUGGGGUCCAGCAGCAUUGAUCCAUUGCGGAGGAGAUGGACGGCGAUAAGACAAGAAGCCGCUGGGUCGAACGGCUGGUUUUAACCUGUUUCGAAGCUGUGUGCAGGAGACUCGCCGCUGCAGGACGACGUCUGUACUCGCGGGAGAGAAACAAGAUGCACUUAAAGCGGGUGUUUAUCCGGCCUGCGGGCCAGCUGCUGGUGAGAGCUGUGUUUUUCCUUUUUUUACACUACAUGGACUGAUAACGUUAUCACGACUUACAGCGGCUUCCCUGGCCUUACUCUGUAUUCCUAUUAGCACGGACUGGAGUGGGAAAGGGAACGUGAAUAUUGUGAGCAGCUUAACUAACGUUCUAAACUCAACAUUUGGCAUAAUGUCCAACUGAGGUAUCUGUAGAGUGAAAAUUGUGUUAAAUGCCAAUGACAAAAAAAAACGAACGGGAAUGUAGAGUCGUUGUGUGCUUUUAAUUGGAAAGACCCAGAACUCUGGCCAAGACAGUCUACCGACGGACUCUCCUGAGGGGUGACAAUCUCUCACGUGGUUUCUAUUGCAGUCAGUCUGACCCGGGAAGGCAGAAACUUUAAUGCCAUCCACACCAAAGUGUAUAGCCAGAUGUACUGUACAUAAUACACACCGUGGGAAGAAAAGCAGUAUGAAUAAACACAUCAUCUAAUGUGCACAAUGCUAUUUUCACGAUAUAUUAUGAGUAUUGAUUCCAAUUGAAUAGUGAAAUAUACACAUUUGGGAUAAAUCCUUUGAUAGGUUGAUGGAUGACCUGUGAUGCAAACGGGUCUACUGAGCACACAGUCUAACUCUGUCUCAGAAUUAUGUUGAAAAGCCAAUAAUGUGCAACAGGAAAUACAUUUUGAAGGAUGCCACCAAAAACAGGCUUUCUGUUUUCUCAAUGAGUGCAUGUCAAGUCACAAAAAUGUUGAUAUUGAAAUUUGGGUUUCACUGCUAUAGACGAUAACCAAGAAACUCUUUCAUCACUUGAUUUGACUAAACUUGAGUUUUGCAUCCUAUCUAUCUAACAACAUCCUUCCGGCUCUGGUGGAUGAAUGCAGAGCUGAAUUUUAUCCAGGUGAACAUUAUCCAGGUAACCACAGGUAUUAUAUUUGUCUCUACAACACAAUCGGGAAACCAAACCAGUAAUUUAUGAACGUAGUUUAAGGGUUGCAGAGUCAAAUACAAAGUGGAAAAGGGUUUUCAUUCAAUCAUUUGAAAUUGUCCAUCACACAAAAAGAUCACCUGAAGAUUUGUAUGUGAAAGGGACUGUUACAGAUGACGAAGCCACUCAAGCCCACCUGUGUGCUGAGCUAAAUUCAUGUUUAUUUCAUCUCUAAGCUCAUUGUGUUGCUUUGCCAACUAUUUCCUUCCUUCCUCGCUGCUUCCAGCGCUUUUGCUCGGGCCAAACCGUUGUACCUUUGUACUCGGCCUUCAUUUUGAUCUCGACUACACACCUGUCUAGCAUCAAUGUUGCAGCUGGUGAAGAAGAGUUAUUGUUGGACUCUAAUUUCUCAGCUAGAAAAGGACCACAUCGAAGCUUUUGUGGCUGCGCACCGGCUGGCUGUGUAAAUAAGCUACGAUAUGCUUACUUUUUACCAUAUUAACUUAUAAAGAUAUUGCAGUGUUGUGUGUACAGCUGGUCUCUGCUUCCCAGAAGUUGCCAAAAAAUAAAUCUGAUUUGAGCAUGCAUUAACGGCCGCUAUCGAUCUGCUGCUUCCAUAGAAUAAAGUCUGUAUGUUAACACAGGUACACAAACUAAAGUAAAGACACCAAACAACUCAGAGCAGCACUUGUUUUGUAUGGUUGUUUUUACCUAUUCCUUCCCCCGGGCAAGUCACCACUUCAGUUGUAAUUAUUCCACUGCAAAGCUCUGAAAGCCCCAGAUAUCUCAACUCUCCAUCCGUAUCUUGCAUGGCGGCCUGUCAGAGUUCUCAUUACUGCGGCAAUAAUGCAGCGAGCAGCUCCUGAUAACAGUCGAGAGUUGUCACAGCUCUGGAAACCCAUUUUUCCUCUCUGUGUCUGCGUUCCUUUUGAUAUUUGCAUUGGCGUCAAGUCCCUGGAAAGACUAUUUAGGAAUGCUUACUCCUGCUGUGUCUCAGAUUCACUUCAAUCUUCAGAUGUAAUCUGUCCAGAAUCCAUUAACAGAAAAAUAAACAACACACGUUCAAGUGAUCUAGUGUCGUGCGGAAAGGUAGUAAAUCAAUUCUUUGGUUUAGUGUUUUACAUUCAGAGUAACACCUAUUACUGAAUCUUGGAGGUAAUUAUUUUCAUCCUGGUUUGGUUUCAUUGGAUAAAAUGCUGAGUUUCAGAGAAGGAUUAAAUAUCAAGUUGAAGGCGACUUCAGAUAAGAACGGCAAAUAAGAGGGAAGGAAAUACUGGUGUUUUGUAUUUCAAAUGGAACAACAGAGGUGACCUUUCGUCGCAGCGACCCGCUGUCCUUGUCCUAAUGUGGGUGCCAACCGCAGAUCGCAGUAGAAAGGGAGGCUCUUACCAUCACAUCAUAUUCACAUUCUGCAGUAAACACUCGGUCGGGGUAGUGACCUUGUAUUUGAUGUUGGGACAUAUUUUGAAUUACAUUUACAUUAGAUUCCAAAAAUAACUUUCACAUUUGCAAGGGAAAAGAUACAUGGAAACAAAAGGCAAACUACUGAGUAUUUCAAGUACAAGAGAUGCAUGCAAUGCACGUUUUUGGAUCAAUAUUUGUUCAAAAUGGUUUGUUUCAACCAUGUUUCAAGUCAAUAUUAGGCUCUGUACAUUACGUGGAGAUCUACCGAGUGACCUUCCAAUCUCCCAAAGACUCGCUUCACUUGUUAGGCUGAGAAGAAAGAGCGUUGCUAUAUUUAUAUCCCAGUAAAGUUUUUUUUUUAAAUUAAAAAUGGAUUGGUUUGAUCCAUCCGGGUUCUCAUCAAGCUUCAUAAAUAAGCAAGCAUGUUGUGUCCACGCUUCCUAUCAAAACAUCUGUUUUUGGGAACAGCUGUAUCACAACACUAAUGAAGAUCUUCGAAGGGCAGCGCGUACAGAAAAUAAGCUCCACAGUACGAUGGUGUCAUACAGUAAAGCCAAGGGUAACAUCCACCAUCAGUUGAUUGUUGCCAGUCUUCUGCACGUGUGGUUUCACUAGAAAGCAACCGGUCAUAAAAACAAGGCCACCGAUUGUGCCUUUAGUUGAAGGAGCAUCUGUGUCAUGAUACAGCAAUGUGACCAGAUCCGUUAGUUGGCUUCACCAACCUGGAACGCAUUAAAAACUUCAAACAAAAAUGAGUAGAUGCAUAUUUGCAGCAGAUGGAAUAUUUGCACGCUGCAACAAAUUGCGGUUGAUUAAGAUGUAAUGAUAUGCGACGUUUUUUAGAUAAACAUUUGCAAUACAGCAAAGGUAUCACACAAAGGGGAUCAAUUUACAGCACUGUUUGCUGCUAAUGGAACCUAAAGGUGAGAUAAGAUCAAAUCAAUCAAAUGUAUUUUACAGUGCUCCAGAAACGAGUUCAUCUCGCUCACUGAACGUUAGAAUAAAGGGUGAGAAAAUCUUUCAAUAAAACAGCAUUAGCGUAUCUGCAAAUAACACAAACUAAUUUCUCCAAACAAUCAAUUAUUCACAGAGCAGGCUUUCUAAAUUAGAAAUGUUUGCCUCGGGAGGUACUUUGUAAAACAGCUUACGGUGAAGGUGUAAAACAGGGAGGGAGAGCGUCUCCUGUGUGAAUCCAGAGGUAAGAGAAGAUGAAAAAAGGAUUCAUAGGAUUUCAUUAGAAAAUGUUUUUGAGCAGAGGUUUAAUGCUUUGUUGAGGACCAUGUUUCACCUCCCUUCACAGUACUGUCUGUUGAGGCUUGAUGUUGUUUCUCUCCCCAUUAGAGCUAUAUUUGUUGUCGUCAAGAGCUUGAUCACAGACUGCCCCCUGCUGGUAAGUGAACGUGUUGGUAGGUUUGAUUACCACUCAGCAGCAGGUACUCACUGUACUCACCGGCAGGCUGCUGACUGGUACUAAUUGGGUCACAUCUGGCUUCUUCAUUAAACAUCUCCCGCAGGUCCCGAUGGCACUUACAGCGUCCAUAGGGUUGUUUUUAAAGGUCUUAAAAUAAAAAUCUGGUUUUUGGAGCAGACAUGAAAAGGUCUUAAAUAAAUGUCUCAAGGGGAAGGGAUGAAGGAGCCAGAAUUCAACGAGUUGUCACUUGGGAUUUAAUUCAGCCACGUAAUGCUAAGAAACAACAUGUAGCCACAAUUCUUUUUUUGAAAUGCUUAAAAUAUGCUUGAUUAGUUGAGAAAAACUUGUGGAAAAUGUCAAUUCCUUAUUUGUUUACGAAAAACGUGUGUUUGAAAAGAAUGUACAGUAAAAUUUGUAAGAUAGUUUUCCAUCUAUUUUUAUUAUAAGCAAAAAAGGUUGUUUGAAGUUUUUGAUUUGGUCUUACAAAGAUGCUCAAGAUAUCUAGAACAUGUUCCCUCAUCCACAUAAGGGCACCCACUCAGUUCAAAGCCAAUAGUAAAACCUAUUCAAAGUUACACAGGCAAAAGUACAUCAUCCAAUACACACAAUACAAUCCAAAUUCAAAACUAUUUAUAUUCUAACGCUGGAUUUUAAUCGACGAUGCAGUAAUGAGCUCAUCACUUUAAUGUUUUAGUUUUCAUUGUGCCUUCCUCGGACAUUUGCUUGGUAAUAAUGCUUUGCCAGAGUUCAUGUUAUGCUGGAUUUACUGUGGACCAUUUAGUAGAUACAAGCCGAGUCAUCAGUAAACGUGUAACGACCAACAGUAAAUGUCAGGGUUCAAGUUGUUUUGCUGAAUUACCGUAACCGACGGAGGGAAAUGUUUGUUAUGUUUGUCAUAAGCCAACGCAAGUUCAAACUGAGGCAACACCACCUCAAGUCAAACGCGGGGAAUAUUACCUGCCACAACAAGUCCGAACCAGAGUGUGGUGAGGCAGCAGAAGUGCUGAGGCUGACUCACCUCCCACCUGCCAUCAGCUGCUUUUCCUCUAUCGGGAGGGGAGAUUCCCAUCCUCUUCCCCCUGUUUUCUGUGAAGUUGGUUUUAAAAACCUGGAGAACAGACCUGCCCAUCCAUGACUCUUUAUUAUAACACAUAAAAAUAAGCACUGUUCUGUUUCGGUUUACGGGCCGCAGAUUUUGAAAACAACUCUUUUAAAAAGCUAUGGAGGCGUCGCUCCAUGUGCAGUUUAAAAGCAAUAAUGUGAUUUGGUGUAAUCGGAGCUGCACUUGUGGCCCGUGCUCUCCCUCCCUUGUGGCUGUGCGUUGGAUGGCAGUAAUUAGCUGUUAACUGUGGUGGUGAAACUCGGCUGUCCAUAAAGUCAACACAACUCCCCCUGCCUGGACUCGCUCAGCAAAAGCGGCCCACGCUCAGCAGGCCCCGUCUCCCCUCCUCAAUGGCUCCAAACGGGCCAGAUCGCCGUCUCAUGUCAUUCCCUUCUUCUCAUUUCCCGUCUGAAGAAAGCAGUUAAAAUUCAGAUUGGACUGGGUACUUAUCGCUCAAUCACUUCUGUUACAAUCAUUGCUCACACCGAUGAAGCAAGGUCACAACUGAGAUGGUAUAUUUUGUUCUCAUGAAGCCACACGUUAGUCAACAACGUUGCGUAACCACGUGUGUAUCAAAGUCAUCAUUGCAGAGGCCUUUCUGUCACUUCCUCUUACACACAUCAGCAGCAAAGUGUCCCAAUCCUGUAGAACCCUGAGUUGGAAUCUCAGUAAAUGCGCGUUAUUGCUAUAACAGUGAUGGUUUAUACAACAGCUUGGAUCACCUGCACACGGCGCGGCGCUUUGAUCCCCGGCUGCGUGCUUGAACUUCAUUUCUCCACAUUAAGAUAAAAGAGAAAAAUUGCACUCAGCUCAGAUAAGGUCUUAAAACGACUCUGAUCUACAUUUAGUUUAGUCCUUCAGCUCAACCGAGUAUUAAUUAAAUAAAUAAAACUAGAUUCUGAAGAAGUGUUUGGUGAAGCAGAAGUACACUUCCAGGGAGACAUGAGUCGAAGCUGAUUCCCCUUGAGCCCCCACGCUGCCACUCCUGUCAAAUUAUUUCUGUCUCACUUAUCACGCUGUCUGGUGACUCAUGACAGACAAGUUGUUGUAUAAGUGACACUUGGCCCGAUAUGUUUUACGCCCUGACAGUCGCUUGUUUUGAUCCUGCCAUAAGUUUUGUUUGUAAUGAGGAUCUUUGUGAGCCAGUUUCACUCACAAGCAUGUGUGUUGACAAUUUAACGAGGCUUUCCAAUAUAAACAGACAAUACGUUCAACAUUUGGCUUCAUCGAUAUUGUGAUGAUAAAGUGAACAACAUAGAAUGACCAGAAAUGAAGCAAAGGGAGCACAGAGGAAAACUUCUUGGAAAGCCCAAAUAAACUGUUGCGAAGAGUUUAGUAGGUCAUAAAAACAAAGCUUUCCCGCAGAAUAACUGAGGCCGAGCGGAGUCAGCAGGGCUUGGUAAAGUACCUGGACGUGGUGCUGGAGUAAUGCUGCGUCCACAUCUAACACAGUCUCUGUGUCCCGCCGCAGCGUCAACAAACCAGCUUUUAAUAAACACAACGCAGUUGAACGAGCGCCCACGUCAACCGUGGCAGACAGGAAGUGACUUUUUAUUUAUAACGGCCUGCUAGAAACAUCCCAUAAUAAAUCAACAGUUUGCUUUUAACGAGGCAGCGUAUAAACUGAACAGGGUCACAAUUAAGAAACUUUCUGUUCAGGGCUGAACACUAAAGAACGUACACCAACAGCAAAACAACACCAGGGCUCAAACAUAUGAGUUUUGGUGAGAACACAAUGCGUAUGAUCAGAGUUUUCACGCUGAGCUGUAAAUGUCCUUAGCAUGCAAAGAUUUAGGCCAUUUCUGAGACGUGCAACGGGGUUCAUUCCUUCGGGUUCUGCUUUACUCGGUUUCAGCGGCUGCAGAGAAGAAAAAAAGAAACGGCCACGUCACAAAUGACAACCUUUUUUGUACUGCGUGGCUCUGUUGUUGCAAGGUUAAUCUAAUGAUAAAGACCCGUGAACUGUGAGGGUCUCGCUGUUCCACUGACAUUAUCCAGCUCUCUGAUGACGCAGUUGGUCGCCUCAUAUGUUGAUGGUGGUGCAGGCCAACAGGCUGUGCUGUGUCUAAGAGCAAUUUUGGAAAAGAGUGCCACGCAAAAAUGUGUAUUUUUUGAGUAUCUGUGCCAGACGUCUUUUUGUAAGUGAAGUGGCAAAAGCAAAGGAAGUGUGGUAUUUGUUAACGUGCAUGGAGCCGUUUUCAUUAGGCCUUUGACGCCGUUUAAAAUCAGUGGCAGAUGUUUUCAAAGGAGGCAUGGGGAUCCACUGACGAGCCACAUAUAUACAGAAAUAACCUUAUGAUCGUGUCGGAAUGACUAUAAAAAAGGAAAUAUGUGUUAUGUACCUACAUUGUAGCUGUAUUUUUUGUGGUGUGUGUGUCAAGUGUCAAUAAACACAGAAAACAAA